UGGCUUCACAGAAUACGCGGGAGAUUAAACCGUGUUGUCUUUUCUCCGUAUUGUAUUGAUAUAAGAGACAAUGAAUAAUAUCAUAUCAAGAGGAGCCUUUAUAGUUUUAGAAGGAUGUGAUCGAGUAGGAAAAUCAACCCUAACACGAUUUUUGGUUGAAAAUCUCAGAAACAAUGGAAUGAAAGUAGAAUCACUUCAUUUUCCAAAUCGUAAAACAAAAACAGGAAUUCUAAUAGAUAAAUAUCUGAAAUGCGAAGAAGAAUUAGAUGAUCAUGCAAUUCAUUUGUUAUUUUCUGCAAAUCGUUGGGAAUCAGUAUCCGAAAUGUGUAAUUUAAUAAAUUCGGGCACAACAUUAAUUGUUGAUAGAUAUGCUUAUUCAGGAGUGGCUUAUUCUGCUUCAAAAAAGGGAUUAGAUGUAAAUUGGUGUAAACAGCCUGAAAUUGGUCUCCCUUCUCCUGAUCUUGUAAUAUUCUUAGAUAUACUUCCACAUAAAGUUUUCGAGAGAUGUGAGUUUGGUAAAGAACGUUAUGAAAACUUAGAACUUCAGAUGAAAGCAAGAGAAAAUUUCCUUUCAUUAAAAGAAGAUAACUGGAAGGUUUGGAUGAGUCUGAAUUAUUAGACAGUAACGUCAAUUAUAUGCAAAAUGAAACUGUAAGUGAUGGUAAUAGUGAUAUUGACCACGAAAUACCAACUACUAGUGGAUACAGAGACCAAUCACAUGUCAUGCUUGAGGAAAUGACAGUGUGAAACCCGCAUUUUAGUAGUGAUGGUUGGAUCUGUACAAACUUUACAAGACCUCAAGUCAACGAUUUUACAGGACAAGCAGGAAUCAAAUGUAAUUUACAGAGUGAUGCUAUACCAUUUGACUGCUUUAGUGUAUUUUUUUGAGAUGAACUUGUGGACAAGAUUGUUGAAGAAAUGAAUAGGUAUGGUGAUAGUUUGAUGAAAUGUGACAAUUUAUGGAAAAAUAGUCGUAUAAAAAACUGGAAGCCAACAACAAAUCCAGAAAUUAGAGAAUUCAGAGGACUUAUUAUGGUCACAAGUAUCAUUAGAAAACUGUGCCUAAGUAUGUAAUUUAAAAAGGAAGAUCUUUUUUCUACA
Messenger RNA from Centruroides sculpturatus (bark scorpion), 1101 nucleotides. RefSeq names its product thymidylate kinase-like. Gene Ontology annotation, cellular component: nucleus; mitochondrion; cytosol. The record is from RefSeq and is a predicted model, not a curated record. The transcript has 6 exons. NCBI's taxonomy places the organism in Eukaryota, Metazoa, Arthropoda, Arachnida, Scorpiones, Buthidae. The coding region runs from base 71 to 619 and encodes 182 amino acids. Gene Ontology annotation, biological process: dTTP biosynthetic process; dUDP biosynthetic process; dTDP biosynthetic process. Gene Ontology annotation, molecular function: ATP binding; dTMP kinase activity.